AUGCCUGGUGCGACGCCAAGAAACACUGUUAGUGGUGAAAUCAGCAAGCUUCUCAAUGCGGUGGGUCCAAACAAUGCGCCCAUCCUAAAAGUUAACCAAGGCAAACUUACAAAAUUCUUUUUGAGGCCGCGUAACCAACAAGAUGCGCUGAAACAGGUUUCGGGUGGAAAAGUCCAAAAACGGCAUCCCACCCGCUCCACACGUAACAAUCAUCACCCCCAAACAACGGUCACGACUUCUUCUGACACUACGGGUCAGAAAGAGCGCGUCAAUGAACAAAAGAAACGUCGCCAAAUGGAAGAUCUCAAGGCUGCUUAUCUACUUUCCUGUCUCUCCGCACAUUCAUUCUGGCUGAAUUUUAAGAACGAACCGGAAAAAGAUUUUAAAUAUUUUUUGGAAGCCCAUGUUGGCGAGACAACUUUGAUUUCAAGUGGUGCUAUGGAAAACGAUGUUGAUCUUAAAAAUGUGUCGAUAGAGGUGGAUUCGUGCACGACAAAUUAUUGA
Molecule: messenger RNA, 504 nt
Organism: Acaulospora colombiana
Lineage: Eukaryota; Fungi; Glomeromycota; Glomeromycetes; Diversisporales; Acaulosporaceae
Source: the annotation of a GenBank genome assembly